GGAUUCGAGAUCAAGAAGCCAGAAGCCUUGGAGCUUAUGGCGAGGUAUGAUCGCGAGGAGACGGGCUACAUCGCUUUCGAUGCCUUCGAGGAGAUUAUGAUCCAACGUUACGCCGCCCAAGAUCCCAUGGAUGAGAUCCGCAAGGCCUUCGAAUUGUUUGACGAAGACAAGCGUGGCAAGAUUUCCUUCAGGAAUUUGAAGCGGAUCGCGCGGGAUUUGGGAGAAAAACUGACAGAUGAAGAGCUACGGGGCAUGAUCGAUGAGUUUGAUCUCGACCAAGAUGGAGAUAUCAAUGAAUCGGAGUUCAUUAACAUCAUGAAGCAGACGUCCUUGUACUAGUAGCAAUUUACAGCACAUCCCCUGCAUAAGUCGGCGGAGGGGUGCUUCCUUCGCGUGUACAGAAGUCUGUCUUCGGGUCCCCAAGUCGACUUGAACCGCUUCACUGGCAGACUGCUGCC
This is a messenger RNA of Cladocopium goreaui, 458 nucleotides long. Lineage: Eukaryota; Dinophyceae; Suessiales; Symbiodiniaceae. The record is from the annotation of a GenBank genome assembly.